Penicillium psychrosexuale is the source of this 1353-nucleotide messenger RNA. RefSeq names its product DUF614 domain protein. Lineage: Eukaryota; Fungi; Ascomycota; Eurotiomycetes; Eurotiales; Aspergillaceae. The transcript has 2 exons. The record is from RefSeq and is a predicted model, not a curated record. The coding region runs from base 1 to 1353 and encodes 450 amino acids.
AUGAGUCGCUUGAACGUGGAUACAGGAGGAAAUCACGAGAGGUAUUCGUUUAUGGAAACACCACUCGAAAUGCACCCGUCAUCGCACCAACAGGGUCUAUCAGCACUUCCUCUAGCGGGCGCGAAUGUGCACCCACAGCAUCCUGCAGUGGAAGAACCACCGAAAGAGCGACAGCGAGCAUGGUCUUAUGCACCGAGUGAGAAAGAACAAUUUCAGCAUCAGGGGAUAAUCCCGGACUAUGCCAAUUGUCCGCCCCUCGAGCAGCACCCGGCCAAUUAUGCGCCUUUGGUCCAAAGCCAGGAGCAGCAGCAGCAGCAACAUGGCACUUCAAUGUCUCCUCAGACGUCUACAAUCGCGCCCGAGCACCAACAACACCAUACCCAAUCUUAUACCAGCCAGUCUUUUACAAACAUAGCCGAACAGCAGAGUCACACGGUUUCUCCCCAGGAAUAUGCGAGUCAAUCGUAUGCAAAUAUACCAGAGCAACAGCAGCACCAAUGGCACCAACAGAUUGGCAUGACCAUAUCUCCUCAGUAUGCGAACAUACCCGAACGACAGCAGAACAGCACCCCGAUGUCUCCCCACUCAUAUGCGAGUCAUCCAUAUGCGACGCAGUCAUACCACAUCCCGAAUCAACAGCGCGAAAUACCCUCCCAGAAAUAUGCCUCGUAUACCGAAACCCCCAGCUCGCCACCCCCGAACUCACCAGGGCCACUGCCCCUGAAAGUAAGCCCCGAAGGUCCACCACGAAGCGAAAGCGUGCCCAUUGUUCCCGACGAGAAUCCCCUACAGUCACCCAUAUCGCCCUAUUUUCCUCCGAUUACUAGACCGAGAACAUCGCAUGCUCCCCAGCCGGAUGAUCUGAGCUCAUACCACCAGCCCGGCCAAACAACCCAUCCAAACCAGGAGAUAAAGGGCGGAGGAUGGAGCAACGGACUGUGCGAAUUUUCGAAUUUCGGAAUCUGCUGUCUAGGACUGCUAUGUCCGUGCAUUUUGUAUGGGAGAACGCAACACCGACUCUCGAUGAAAUCGAGAAAGGAAGACCCGACCAACAUGCUCGGCUAUGAGACCUGCAACGGGUCGUGCACGGCGAUGGGACUACUAUGCGGAUGUCAAUGGUUACUGGCCACGGUCCAACACACUAGAACGAGAAAGGCAUAUGGCAUUCAGGGUAGUAUCGCAUCGGACUGCGUGCGGGCAACCUGUUGUACAUGCUGCACAUUGAUUCAGGACGAGAAGGAGAUCCAGAAGCGCGAGGAGUAUCGCUCGCGAGCGGCUAGGGAACGGGGGGCGACUCUGCUCUCGCCGUAUACUACUCCCGGGCCAAUGUCGUAUGGCCCGCCACGGAGAUAA